Emiliania huxleyi CCMP1516 is the source of this 1125-nucleotide messenger RNA. RefSeq lists its product as hypothetical. Gene Ontology annotation, molecular function: transmembrane transporter activity. Gene Ontology annotation, biological process: transmembrane transport. The coding region runs from base 1 to 1125 and encodes 374 amino acids. NCBI's taxonomy places the organism in Eukaryota, Haptophyta, Isochrysidales, Noelaerhabdaceae. Gene Ontology annotation, cellular component: membrane. The record is from RefSeq and is a predicted model, not a curated record. The transcript has 6 exons.
AUGCUCUCGCAUGUGGUGUACUUCACGCCAUUAAAGGUGUACGGAAUCGACCCUCUCCAGGAACACCCACCAGUGGUCAAUAAGUCUUCGCAUGCUGGAAGCGAACGUUCGUCCAUUGCCACCACCCUCACGAGCGAGUCCGCGCCCGGCGUGGCUCCAGCCUUGUGGAGUCGGGUCAAACAAGCAGCAACCACGCCGGCGGUGAGUAGCAAUGCCGCCACCCCUCUGACGGUGCGAAUCGGCGCGCUCACGGAGGCGGCAGUGGCACCGCUGGGCGCGGCAGCGGCCGAACUGGCAUCGAUCAUGUCGGCCGAUGUGCGAUUUGACCCCGACGAUCGGCGAAAUCCAGGCUAUCAAUGGGAUAUGUCGCCUUCGCUGCCCCCCCGCUGGCGCUGGCUCGCCCUCCGAGCCGGCCGCUCCCUCAACCGAGCCGCGCUGCCGUUCCUCCGCGACGCCGACCUGAAUGACGAUGACUACGAGCUUCAGCCUCCGAAGCCAAAGCUCGAAAUGCUGCAGCUGAUGGGGAUCGCCUUCUUCGCGGUGUCGGGCUCGGCGUACGGCGUGGAGGAGAUCGUACCUCUGGGAGGUCCCUUCCUCUCCCUCGCCGCGCUGGUCAUCGCACCCGCAGUCUGGUCGGCGCCGAUGCUUCUCGUGACGGCAGAGCUGAGCGUGGCGCUGCCGCGUGCGGGCGGGUACGUCGUGUGGGUCGAAGAGGCGCUCGGAGCGAUGCCGUCGCUGCUCAACGCGAUGGCAAACCUCGCCUGCUCCGUCCUCGACUGCUCACUGCACCCCGCUGCUGCUCACGCCGAGCUGGCGGAGGCUGGGUCGGCGGGCGGCGCAGAAGGGGUCGCCCUCGCGGUCGUGCGCGUGCUGCUCGUCGCUCUCGCCGCGGCGCUCAACGUGCGAGGCGUCGACGUCGUCGGCUCUGCAGCGGGCGUGCUGAUGCUCCUCGCGCUCGACCCGGACCCGCGCCUGUGGCCCUCCGGGCGGGAGGCUUGGUUCUCCUUCCUCUGCAUCGUGCUCUGGAACUGCUGCGGGUACGACUCGGCAGGCAUGGUGGCGGCCGAAGCACUUACCCGCUGCUCGGCGCGUCGCUGGGUGGAGGUGGGCUCGAGGCUGCGCUGA